This is a messenger RNA of Symphalangus syndactylus (siamang), 3019 nucleotides long. It is a transcript of the gene DCAF11, whose product is annotated as DDB1 and CUL4 associated factor 11. Gene Ontology annotation, molecular function: protein binding. Gene Ontology annotation, biological process: proteasome-mediated ubiquitin-dependent protein catabolic process. The record is from RefSeq and is a predicted model, not a curated record. Gene Ontology annotation, cellular component: Cul4-RING E3 ubiquitin ligase complex. NCBI's taxonomy places the organism in Eukaryota, Metazoa, Chordata, Mammalia, Primates, Hylobatidae.
GACGGAGAAGCGGUUGGCCAACGCAGUGGCGGCAGUCGGUGUAAACAAAGCCUCGCGCUGCUGCGGGUCCUGCGACCGCUCCUGGCUGGUGGGUGAUCUCGCGUGGGGCGGUAACCGCCGGCUUCAGUGGGAGGUGCUUCUCAGCUUCCUCCCCCUCUUGGCGUACACACCCCCGGCGCACCACGUGGGCGUGAGGCAAGGAAGGAGGGGUGUUAGGCCAAAUUCUAUUUUCAUUGGCUGUCACUGCUGCCGUCUUUCGUAAGGGGGCGCUCUGAUUGGUCGAUAAGGUGGGGGCGUCGAGGGUCUUUGAGUCCUAAGGCUUCUAAUUGGUUAGAUGAGAUAAGCUAGUGAAGCGCUUUCUUCCGCGAGGGAUUUCGAUUGGUCGGUCAGAGAGGUUACCUGGAAAUCCAACACCGCCCAACACCCCUCCCGCUCCCCAGUCCAGGGACUUCGAUAGGAUUGGGGAACGUUUGUGUUCCUGACGCCUUGGUAGUUGGCAUAGGCUAAAGAAAAGGGAUCUCAGCCCCGAGGAAGGGUCACCCUCCUAGAGAUAGCUACUACCGCGUCUCAGGAGACCCUGGUAUUUCUAGAGCACGCUUUGCUUUCACCAAACCCAAGGAGGUGACAGGAGGAGCCCCCGCACAGGACCUAAGGAUGCUGUGACCAGAAGAUGGGAUCACGGAACAGCAGCAGUGCAGGAUCCGGGUCCGGAGACCCCUCCGAGGGCUUGCCCCGAAGAGGGGCUGGCCUGCGUCGGAGUGAGGAAGAGGAAGAAGAGGAUGAAGAUGUGGAUCUGGCCCAGGUACUGGCCUAUCUCCUCCGCAGAGGCCAAGUGAGGUUGGUGCAGGGAGGAGGUGCAGCAAAUUUACAAUUCAUUCAGGCCCUCUUGGACUCAGAGGAAGAGAAUGACAGAGCUUGGGAUGGUCGUCUUGGGGAUCGAUACAACCCACCUGUGGAUGCUACCCCUGACACCCGGGAGCUGGAAUGCAAUGAGAUCAAGACACAAGUGGAACUGGCCACAGGGCAGCUGGGGCUUAGGCGGGCCGCCCAGAAGCACAGCUUUCCUGGAAUGUUGCACCAGAGAGAACGGGGCCUCUGCCACCGGGGAAGCUUCUCCCUUGGAGAACAGUCUCGAGUGAUAUCUCACUUCUUGCCCAAUGAUCUGGGCUUCACUGAUAGCUACUCUCAGAAGGCUUUCUGUGGCAUCUACAGCAAAGAUGGUCAAAUAUUCAUGUCUGCUUGCCAAGACCAGACAAUCCGACUGUAUGACUGCCGGUAUGGCCGUUUCCGUAAAUUCAAGAGCAUCAAGGCCCGCGAUGUAGGCUGGAGCGUCUUGGAUGUGGCCUUCACCCCUGAUGGGAACCACUUCCUCUACUCCAGCUGGUCUGAUUACAUUCAUAUCUGCAAUAUCUAUGGUGAGGGAGAUACACACACUGCCCUGGAUCUCAGGCCAGAUGAGCGUCGCUUUGCUGUCUUCUCCAUUGCUGUCUCCUCAGAUGGACGAGAAGUACUAGGAGGGGCCAAUGAUGGCUGCCUAUAUGUCUUUGACCGAGAACAGAACCGGCGCACCCUUCAGAUUGAGUCCCAUGAGGAUGAUGUGAAUGCAGUGGCCUUUGCUGAUAUAAGCUCCCAAAUCCUGUUCUCUGGGGGAGACGAUGCCAUCUGCAAAGUGUGGGAUCGACGCACCAUGCGGGAGGAUGACCCCAAGCCUGUGGGUGCACUGGCUGGACACCAAGAUGGCAUCACCUUCAUUGACAGCAAGGGUGAUGCCCGGUAUCUGAUCUCCAACUCUAAAGACCAGACCAUCAAACUCUGGGAUAUCCGACGCUUUUCCAGCCGGGAAGGCAUGGAAGCCUCACGCCAGGCUGCCACACAGCAAAACUGGGACUAUCGCUGGCAGCAAGUGCCCAAAAAAGCCUGGCGGAAGCUGAAGCUCCCAGGGGACAGCUCCUUGAUGACCUACCGGGGCCACGGAGUGCUGCACACCCUCAUCCGCUGCCGGUUCUCCCCCAUUCAUAGCACCGGCCAGCAGUUCAUCUACAGUGGCUGCUCCACUGGCAAAGUGGUUGUGUACGACCUUCUAAGUGGCCACAUUGUGAAGAAGCUGACCAACCACAAGGCCUGUGUGCGUGACGUCAGUUGGCACCCCUUUGAAGAGAAGAUUGUCAGCAGUUCGUGGGACGGGAACCUGCGUCUGUGGCAGUACCGCCAGGCUGAGUACUUCCAGGAUGACAUGCCAGAAUCUGAGGAAUGUGCCAGCGCCCCUGCCCCAGUGCCCCAAUCCUCUACAGCCUUUUCCUCACCCCAGUAGAUCCGACCUCCAGCUCCAUAUAGGGUGAACCUCUUGAUAAGCUCUCUGCCUCCUCCUCCCUUUCUCCCUUGUGGGGAAUGUUUGGAGGAAUCACUGGAGAAACAUAAGCCUGGGCUCUGAGCCUCAGCUGAGCCCUGGAAGAUCCUCCCCAUGGGGCAGAGUGGUCUCUUUACGUGCUCACAGUCAGUCAGCUUGGGUCCCUAUCUCUGGCCAGAGUUUGGCAGGACUGCCAUUAUCUGGGGUGUGGCCUCUGCCAGCAAGAGAAGUGUCCUGGGUGUUUUUAAUCAUGUUUGAAUGUUAGGGGUUGGAUCCUAGAGUAGACGCCUGAGGCCAUAUCUGAACAGACCUGUCAGCCAGGCCUGCCAGGUCUUCGUGUUGAGGAUUCAACUGGCCAAUCACAGGACAGGUGUCCUGGCCUUUCUUCCUGAGGUCUCUAGGGGAGGGGCAUGGGUAAGGGUGUUUCCUUAGCACCCUCCUGGGGUGGGGAUUAUGUCUGCUGUCAUGUCUGGGUCUUUAGGGUAGGACAGGCUGUGGUAUGAGAGGCAGGAGUCUCCACAAGGCUUCAUGUGGCCCCUCAUAGGGCAGGCCCUGCCCUCGGGGAAGGUCCCUUCAUGCUGGAGGCACACAGCUUUAAGGAAGUAGGUUGAAGUAGGACUCCUUCGUCCUCUCACUGGCUUUGGCUCCCUCAAUAAACUGUGUGGGAACCUG